Molecule: messenger RNA, 5215 nt
Organism: Diprion similis
Lineage: Eukaryota; Metazoa; Arthropoda; Insecta; Hymenoptera; Diprionidae
Product: BTB/POZ domain-containing protein 7
Exons: 12
Coding region: 278-2977 (899 amino acids)
Biological process (GO): morphogenesis of a branching epithelium
Molecular function (GO): protein binding
Source: RefSeq, a predicted model, not a curated record
UCCACAGUAAAAUCAUUUUCCUGACGGCAAACUUAACCUCUUGGAAGGAAAAUCAUACCGUUGGACACAGUGAUACGUGCGUUGUUGUUGCGAAAUGCAAAUUAUGUACAACUUUUCGGAGCAUCUCAAUGUAGGCCGAAUUUGCUCGAGCGAUAAAAUAAAGUGUUUCAAAGUGAUAACUUGAGAUAUGAUAAGGAUCGUUCCGUAAUACCAAGUGAUUGCAGAUUCGUACAAGGUGCUAAACAGCUGGGUUGCUAGGCUGGUGUCUGGGCGAGCGAUGAACAUACUCCGGAUCCUGAUCCCGUGUGCGUUGCAGCGAGGUGGAGAGAGCGAAGGACAGGGCGUGGGUGGAGGUUGUUGGUUGACGGGAGGCAGGAGAGGGGAUGAUUCUUGCAUGACCCAGAGGAUGGGAGCUUCAGCUUCUUCUAGUCCCGCCGCUAUCGGUGGAGACCCAAUCCAGGCAGCUAGGCUUUCAUCCACUGGUAAUCCUGAUCAAUUGGGCAUCAUUGUUCGCGAGAGAAAGAAGAAAGUAACAGGAUUUGCAACAUUACGAAAGAAAUUUAUCAGAAGGCGACGUUCGUCGAAAGCGUGCGACCAUGGAAGAGUUAUCAGAGAAUUAGUCUCGAGUUGGAGCCCCCUCGAAGCUGGUGCACUUUUGGAAGAAUACGAGGCGUUAGCUGCUCUGAAAGAUUUACACGUACAAGCUGAGCUCGCAAGACCUCCAGCUGCAACUUUUAAACAAGAUCUAUCUACGUUGUAUGAUUAUAAGCAUUGUACCGAUGCUGACCUCGUCUACCGAGGAGCAUGUUUUCCAGUACAUAGAGCACUCCUAUCGGCUCGGUGCCCGUACUUCAGAGAACUUUUAACAGGCUGUCCAGGAUACGGUGCUCGAAUAUGUCUGGAGUUAAGAACACCUGGAAUAGAUGUUCAGAUGUUUUCUGCACUCCUACGUUAUUUAUAUACAGGAGACAUCUGUCCCCACGACGCAUCUCUUGAUAUAGCUCUUCUCCGGCGAUUAGGAGAGGAGUUUGGUACACCAAAUCCCCUUGAACAUGAUCUCAGAUACUUAUUAGACACCGGUGAUUACGCAGAUGCUGCAUUGGUCUUCACCUCUGAUGGUGACUACCAGAGGCCUGAUAGUGGGAGUUCGGAGUACGGAUUCCGACCAAAGUUGGAGCUACCUUGUCAUAAAGCGAUACUAUCUGCUAGAUCACCAUUUUUCAGAAACUUGAUACAAAGACGAACCAGAUCAGGGGAAGAUCACACAGAAAGAGCACUUCAUAUACCCACUAGAAUAGUCCUAGACGAAUGUGUGAUACCCAAGAGAUAUGCAAGAGUAUUGCUUCAUGCUGUCUACUUGGACACAGUUGACUUAUCAUUGAUACUAAGAGGCAGUGGGUGUGGAAACAGUGCAGGGAGCCUGGGAGAGGUGCAGGCGCUAACACAUACAGGAAGAGUGAGACCAAGUCCUUUAGAAGAAGCUAUGGAACUCUAUCAAAUAGGCAGAUUCCUCGAACUCGACAUACUCUCUCAAGGCUGCGAAGAUCUCAUACUGGAAUGGCUCACCUUAGACUCUCUUCCUACCGUGCUUAAAUGGGGGAGUCAACCACAUGGCUCGGCAUGGGUUCACAGGCAGGCGUUACAUUUUCUGAGAGAAGAAUUUCAACCUAUUGCGUCAUCUCCGGUUCUUCACCAAUUGGAUCGUGCACAUCUUAUGAGCAUCCUCCAGAGCCAUUUUCUACAAGCAAGUGAGCUUGAGGUAUUACAGGCAGUCCUCAGAUGGGGUGAACAGGAGUUGGUUCGCCGUAUGGAAGAUCGAGAACCCAAUCUCCUUAGUCAUACCGCACAUUCGGUCACUAGAAAAGGAGUCAAGAAACGAGAUCUAAGUGACGUUGAAUUACGGGAAAUACUCAGCGAACUGUUACCCCUUGUUCGAAUGGAUCAUGUCCUACCACCAAGUAGUGAAAUUUUGGCUCAAGCUAUUCGAAGAGGUCUAGUAUCCACUCCACCAAGUCAUAUGAUAGGUGAUGAGCGAGAAAACUUGAGAGUCAAUGCUUGGAUUAGAGGUGGCAAAAACAAUGGCCUUUUUGUGAGGCCUCGAUUAUUCAUGCCAUACUACGAGGAGAUAAAGGCUUUAGUUGAAGAACAGUUAGUUCAGGAAGCAGAAUUGGUAAGGUUACGAAGAGCACGCUACAUUCCUGACAUCCCGGACACUCUUUAUAUGGUCGAGGACAAACCAAGGUCAAUGGGUGCUGUUGGUCUUGAUAUUUUAGCUGCAGCUCUGCCAGUUCCAGACUCAGCAACCAUGUCUGCUAUGCUUAAACGAGAACAAAAAUUAAGACAAUCUCCUAGUUGUCAGCGUGCGGUUAGUCUGCCUCUGUCGUCGCGACAUGAAGUGAACCGACAAGUACGGUUGCGUGUUGUAAGAGAGUUCAAUCUACCUGAUCCAGUUGCAGAUCUUCUUGAGAAUGCAGCCUGUUAUCGCAUAGGUGAUCCAGACGAAAAUAUAACAGGAGUAGAAGAGAUCAACAGUGGAAAUGUAGGAAGUAACGUGGGGAAUGUUGCUCCAGUAUGCUAUGGUAGAAACAUGACGUUUCCUCGUCAAGCAUCAACUUAUUCGCACAGACAUGAACUUCCAGCAAUUGUUACUGAAGGAGAGAACUAUAGACUUCCUGGAGAGCAGCCUGAGAACAAUUCGUGCAGCGACGGACAUUUGUCGGACAUAAUGCCAGAUGUAGCUAUGGCAACUGCAUCAUUCGGUGCCCUCCAAUUGGCUGAGCAACAGGAGUUGGAGCUGGAUCUUGGAGAUGGGGCCUCGCAUCUCCUCCAGCAUGCUCCCGUUUCUGCAGGAACAGUCGGGCCCCAUCAUCCAUUGCUUCCUCAUCAACGCCAAAGACGUUUUCCAGGCCCACCUCCGCCGUAUGCUCAUCACCGUCCAGGAACUGGCCCGUCUAGGAAGACUGUACAACGGAGGUAGAUUACCUGAUGACCUACAGGGGGCGUCAGUCGUAUCGGACCAAUGUAACUACUAACCACUUAACUUUAGUGGACUCUAGUAUAUAUAACACUGGUGAUGCUAGCACAUUUAAGAUGCCCAGCAUUGAUGCGAUGUCAGCCAACUGUCUCUAUUUCUAUUUCCCGUAAUUACUUUCUUUGCUAAAUUUCAAUAAUAUUUAUCUCAGGGCGCCCGGUGUGCUUGGUGUAAGUAAUCCUUUAUAAUGUUGAGAUAAGAUUGUUGUUAUUAUUAUUAUUUAAAAAAAAAAUGAUCUACUUUACCCCAAUUUUUUUACAACGAUCUUUGUGAGUUCAUGGAAGUAAGAGGACAUCAAAAUUUUUUAGUGUGAAGUUACGUACUUGUAGUCUAACAAAAUAGUCGCACAACGAUUGAAGAAUCAAGUCACGUUUUGGUUUUGUAUUGAAAAACGUUUCGAAUUUAUUCAGCGUUACUUGUGGCCAUUGUGAUUCAUUGGUGAAGUGGGGCUGUAAAGACAGCAGAAAAUUAAUGAGUUCUGAUUUUCAAAACUUCAGAAAAAUUAUUAAAAUUCUUAUGACAAUAAAAUUCAGCAGUGCAAAUUGCAUUUAGUUUUUCGGUAACCAACAGCUUAUUAUUUAAGUCGAAUUACAAAUGCCGAAAAUUUCAUCAUAUACCAUGUUGUGAUUAAACAUAUAAAAAGAAAAAUAAUGAUACAGAACUGACGUGAGUCUCAAAUAAGCAUGCUGUCGUUCACACAAAUGUACAAUUAGCCUUUAGGAUUAUAACUUAAGGAUUGGAUUGGUAACACUUUUGAGUGGAAACCUAAAACCUAAAACAGUUGCCUUAAUAACAGUACGCUUAUGACUCUUGAUCAAACUGAAAUAUGUAGACUACUGGUAUGUAAGGUCACAGUAGACACGAGAAACAUAUAGAAAAAUUAGACUGUAGCUCGUGUAAUAUCAAAAUAUGUCUAAAAACUAUUGUCCCAACCCAUGACUUACACUGCCUAAUGAAGCAACUUAAUUUUCCUAUUACUCGUGAUCUAUUCUAUAAUCUCUUAUCCAAGUUGUUGUAAAAUUGUUACUGAACCAAGGUAUUUUGUGUUAAUCACAGCUAUUUGUCAAGCAGAUCCCAUAUUUAAUUUUACGUUUCCAGUUUAUUAGUCGGAUACUUUUAUUCCGUUCAAAAUUAUUCCCCCUCCACAUUAUUGGUUCUUCAUUAUGUAGCAUAUAAGGCAAAAAAUUGUUAUUUCGAAUGUAAUAGGUUGACGUUUCGUAGUUAUUAAAGUUUUUCAAAUAUCAUUAUUAUUGGUGCUGUACGUAUGUCAGGUAAAUUUGAGGCAAUUUUUUGUAUCAUGUAGCUAGUUACUGUAAAUCUAAUUAACUUCUCAUUUGUUCCUAUUCCUAUGGAUUUAAUGAUUGUCUAAAAAAAAGUUUUGCCUUCUCACAUUAGACUUCCAUUUAUCAUGUGUACAUUUUUUCAAACAAAUUUUUUAUUUAAUAUAGAUUUAUUAGUGAUGUUGCCAUGUCUUAUAAAGACCUUUACAGUAUCCAACCCAUUUUAUAGUCAACUUUACAUUCUUGCCAAAUAAGAUCAUGGUUCUUGCAUCAUAGCUCGAACAAAUAAUUGCUACGCUGUAACACUGCCUGUGUUCUUUUAUACCAGUUUCUUUCUUAAGGGGCACAUUUUUGGAGAUACAGUGGCAUACACAUCACAUGAAUAAUAAGAUUAGUCAUAAAGUUCCAAUGGCUAAAUUCGACAUGUAUCUAUAGUAUGUUCUACAAUGUAGCAAAUAGGGGUAGUUUUAGCUUAUCAGAGAGGAAAUUACUUGUGGAAACUUGAAGGUAAUGCUUCCAUUUUGCAAAUUCAAAUUGUUAAUGCUAAAUUUUUAUAAUGAAAUUUCGAAGUUUCCCGUUGCAGAAUUACAUAAUUUUUUUCCUGUAUAACAAGCCGUACAUUUCUACAAUUUUACUUUCUCAAAGCUUUUAAAAUGAAAAAAAAAACUUGUACAGAUUUGAAUAGGACUGUCGUUAUAUUUCUUUUUUUCCCGGAAACAUCACCUUUCAAGGUACCUUAUACACUUCAAAUUUUAAUGUAAAUACUGAAAAGCAAUGUUCAGGUACAUAACUGAAUUGUACAUAAUUUAGUGUAAUUAUUAUAAACCCAAGUGUAAGGUCGAAGCUAGAAUAGAUAAGGAGAUCGUACUUAAAAAUUGAAUAAUAAACUCUUUGUUUAGAUUUA